Fusarium musae is the source of this 921-nucleotide messenger RNA. RefSeq lists its product as uncharacterized. The transcript has a single exon. Lineage: Eukaryota; Fungi; Ascomycota; Sordariomycetes; Hypocreales; Nectriaceae. The coding region runs from base 1 to 921 and encodes 306 amino acids. The record is from RefSeq and is a predicted model, not a curated record.
AUGCUCCAUGAUGGCAUUCUCACAAACAACUAUGACCUCGGCCGCAAGUUCGAUCCAGUCGACGAGCAAGACACCUUGGCCCAAGCCGAUGUCCUAAUGAAGGUCCUUUCUCGACCAAUGUUAUGGGAGGAAGCACGCUGGAUACAGCCAACCGAAUUUAUCUGGCCUGUGGUUCCGACGAAAUUACUCGUGGAUAUUCCUCUAGCACUGGGCGCCGCAGAUUCACUGCUGAUCGACCAACUCUCUAUUCAUGUAUCAGCUGCGCCGGAUUACAUGACUCUGCAACUUAGCAGAGAGGAAAGAGACAAGUUAUCAGAUGCCAUCAAACGGCUUGAUCCAAUACAGUUCAGCUUCCAGCCGCGGUGCCGCAGCGGUUGUGGCCCAUGGGUUAAAAGUGAAGAGGAUAACGACACGGUCAGGACAGUAAGUGAGAUGGAGGUCAUAAACGAGUACUUGGGUGCAAUCUUCAACGCUGGAUGCAUCGCACAUGCUGAUAUUAAUCUCGGCGAGUUUUGGUACAGCCUGGGGGUCGAGUCCAUGCUCGCUGCUCCGACCUCAGUUGGCAUCGGAUUUAUGUGGCCACCGAGCUCUAACUUGCGCUCCAUUCAUCUCACCGAGAUCUCGGUCACUACUACAGAAUUUGGAGCAUUAGCUGCGGCUCUCGACAUUGAGUCAGAGAUUUCGCUCUUUAUGGUUCACAUCAGAGUUGGCUUGUGGCGAGAUGCUCUCCAGACAUUGAGAGAAGGGCUACGUGAUCCGCGGUCGGUUUCUAUCAGACAUCCGAUGGGCGGUGAAAUUCGGAAUCUCUCACAUGACCAAAUCGAGUCAACCUUUAACUCUCAAUACACGCAAGAGGGCACAAAGGCUGAGUGUUAUGCAAUGGGAAGAACGUUGGAUAAUCCACUCAAUGUUACUAUAUAG